ACUUUUGUGGCUCAACACCUCGUUUCUUUUGCACCCGAACCGCACCCACGGUAACACGGAUUCUGCGAGGAAUGAAGGAGUAGAAGAUAACGGGACAUUCCCUUGUGUCAAAGUGAGAGCCAACGACGACGAUCCUAAGAAGUAUAAACUUGGAAGAGUAUUCACAAAAGUCUUGAAGACUAAAGCUUCACAAUGGCUCUACCAAGAUUGAGGGUAAAUGCAAGCAACGAGGAGCGUCUUGUACAUCCAAACCACAUGGUGUACCGUAAGAUGGAGAUGCUUGUCAAUCAAAUGCUUGAUGCAGAAGCUGGUGUUCCAAUCAAGACUGUCAAGAGUUUUCUGUCAAAAGUUCCAUCUGUAUUCACCGGACAAGAUCUGAUUGGAUGGAUCAUGAAAAAUCUUGAGAUGACUGAUCUUUCGGAUGCCCUUCAUCUGGCUCAUCUGAUCGCGUCACACGGUUAUCUUUUCCAAAUUGACGAUCAUGUGUUAACGGUUAAAAACGAUGGAACAUUCUAUCGGUUUCAAACUCCAUACUUUUGGCCGUCAAAUUGUUGGGAUCCGGAAAAUACUGAUUACGCGGUGUACCUGUGCAAGCGGACAAUGCAGAACAAAGCGCAUUUGGAACUGGAGGACUUUGAAGCGGAGAACCUGGCAAAGCUGCAGAAGAUGUUCUCGCGCAAGUGGGAAUUUGUGUUCAUGCAAGCCGAAGCUCAAUACAAGGUCGACAAGAAGCGAGAUCGCCAGGAGCGCCAAAUUCUUGACAGUCAGGAACGUGCUUUCUGGGAUGUUCAUCGUCCAGUGCCAGGAUGUGUAAACACUACAGAAGUCGACUUCCGGAAGCUUUCACGGUCUGGAAGGCCCAAGUACAGUAGUGGAGGACACGCAGCAUUGGCCGCUUCAACGUCGGGUAUCGGUUGCACUCAGUAUUCACAAAGUGUGGCAGCAGCUCAUGCGAGUCUUCCAUCAACAUCAAAUGGGAGUGCAACAUCUCCAAGAAAGAACGAUCAGGAGCCAUCAACAUCAAGUGGGGGUGAAUCUCCAUCAACAUCGUCUGCUGCUGCUGGAACUGCCACAACAUCUGCACCAUCAACAUCAACGCCUCCGGUGACAACUAUUACUGCAACGAUAAAUGCAGGAUCAUUCCGAAAUAACUAUUACACAAGACCUGGAUUACGGCGGUGUACACAAGUACAGGAUACGUUAAAACUGGAAAUUGUGCAAUUGAAUAGUCGAUUAUCAAAAAAUGUAUUACGUACAUCUAAAGUUGUAGAAAAUUAUUUGGCAUAUUACGAACAACGUCGAGUAUUUGAUCCACUGUUAACGCCUCCUGGAUCUCAGGCUGAUCCUUUUCAAUCACAGCCUAAUCCAUGGAUUAACGAUACUGUUGAUUUUUGGCAACAUGAUAAAAUUACGGGAGACAUCCAAACCCGCCGACUCAAGCUUUGGGAGGAUAGUUUUGAAGAAUUACUUGCUGAUUCAUUAGGUCGAGAAACUCUUCAAAAAUUCCUUGACAAAGAAUAUUCUGGAGAAAACUUGCGGUUUUGGUGGGAGGUACAAAAGCUGCGAAAGUGCAGUUCAAGAAUGGUUCCAGUUAUGGUAACAGAGAUUUACAACGAGUUUAUCGAUACAAAUGCGGCAACGUCGCCGGUCAAUGUGGAUUGUAAAGUGAUGGAAGUGACCGAAGACAAUUUAAAGAAUCCAAAUCGGUGGAGUUUUGAUGAAGCAGCGGAUCAUAUCUACUGCCUUAUGAAGAACGAUAGUUAUCAACGCUUUCUUCGUUCAGAAAUUUAUAAGGAUUUAGUAUUACAAUCAAGAAAGAAGGUGAAUCAAAAAGGUCCAAAAGGUUUCUUAACUGGAAAUCUUCCAUCAUUCUCCAAUGCAGUACGUACAAAUCUUCAUGUUGGACAACAAGGAUCAUCGUGUUCACCAACAUCAAAUGCUCCUCCUUAAAGAUUUCAAAAUUACUAGUUCUUUGUUUCUCUAUCGGUUGCUUCUAGAUGGGUUUUUGAUUAGCUUCCGCCACCAUUUUUCGUAAAUCACUUACUCUAGCAUUAUGUGUUCGUUAUAGAACACACUCCACCAGUUUUUGUUUCGUUUGAAAUUAUACACGAUUUCAGUGCAAACUUUGGUAUCCGGUUGACUGAAAAUCACAUAUUUUGUGAGCUAUUCUUAAAAUUUAUCCUACGAUCGCAAUUUUCUGAGACGAGUAUUUCAAGACGCACUGGUAUAUUUGGAUGGGUCUCGCCACGAGAAAAUUUUAUGGCUGUACUUGUCAGAAAUUAUGGACAAAAUCAAGAAAAUUUGACAAAAACUGAUAAAUUUUCAUUUCUGAAUAAAACGAAAAGCAAUCAUAGAAAUAUUCAACCAUAAAAUUUUUCGCGACAAGACCCAUCUGAAGAAAUUCAUGCGACUUUAAUCCGGAGUUUCAGGAAAUUAGGAAAUUACGUUAUUCUUAAAAUAUAACCACACACUUACAGGUUCACAAAGCUUUAAACUAGGCCAAUUACCCAAAAAAUAAUUUAGAAAUUCUAUAAGAAUAGCUUUCAAAAUUAUUGAUUUCUCAUAAAGCUCAAAAUGUGAACAAUUUUGAAACCACGUGGAUAUCCAAGACCGCACAAAAAUCUUCUCAAAACUGUUGUUGCUUUAAUUAGUGUGCUUUUUUCGAUUUUCGUGAAAAUGGUGGAUUUUGCCAAAUGUGCUAAAUUCCUCAUAUAGUUUCCCAUUUGCCCUUUGUAUUUUGUUUUAUUUCUCUCAAUCAUUUUCCGGUUUUGUCUUUAAAAAUAAUUUCCUCUUUAUCCUCAAAAAAAAUUAAUUUGCUUUUUCUCAAUUGCAUCUAGUUUUGCACUCAUGCAUUUCCGAACAUUCCGUCUUUACUUUGUUUUGAAAAAAAAACCAAAAGAAUCGUUUUCUUUACUCUCAUUCGAAAUCACCAAAAAUCUAGAUCCCAAUUUCAAAAUUACUCGUUUUGACUGCAACUUUCCAUAGAAUCGCUUAUGUUUCUUCCCCUGAACGCAUUUAUAUUGCAUUAAUAUUAUUGACAACACUUUAAUUUGGUAAAUUUGGUUUCUUGUCCUCAUGUUUUUUGAGUCUUCGCCCGUUUCUCAUGUAAAUCUCAGUCGACGCUCUCAUGCAACAUUUGAUGACCUCUUUUAUGAAUAAAUCGUUUGAAAAUCAAAACAAA
Messenger RNA from Caenorhabditis elegans, 3181 nucleotides. RefSeq names its product Regulator of G-protein signaling egl-10 (gene egl-10). Gene Ontology annotation, biological process: G protein-coupled receptor signaling pathway; intracellular signal transduction; regulation of G protein-coupled receptor signaling pathway. Gene Ontology annotation, cellular component: dendrite. Bases 193 to 1950 code for a protein of 585 amino acids. The transcript is spliced from 10 exons. The record is from RefSeq and is marked reviewed. Lineage: Eukaryota; Metazoa; Nematoda; Chromadorea; Rhabditida; Rhabditidae.